CUAUUCCUCGCCAUCAACAUAACCGCAGUCACAGCCAACGACGAAGACCUCUUCCAUAGUCCACCUCAGUGUCGUACAAGACGUCGGUGUGUUCGCAGCGCUAUAUUAUAAUAUAGGUAAUAUUCCUAACGCGAAUCCCUCUGACGUGCACGUGUUAUAGCAUAUUAACAUUCGUACAUAUUAUUGUGAUUUCGUUCAUUUUCUGAUAUUAUCAACGAGUACCACGGUUGCUCUCUUGCGCGACCUUUACUGCUACCAGAGUCAUCUACCUGUAACCGCCAUAACCGCAACCCAUAAAGAUAACUCGCCACUGUCAAGGAUUAGGCGRUUACCGGAAGCAGGUAUUUCAGCAGGCUGUCACUGAAGUCUAGCUUUUUUYGUGCGUUUCUAAACACGAUCGCUUAACCAACGCGUCCACCCGUUCUGGUCUUAAGUGACAAAGCCGACACAUUUCUACACAGAGGUUUUCAAAACUAAUGUAAGAUUCAGACAUGGCGGGUAUCGAUACCCGGUGGCUGGUGACCCUGUGUUUGAUCUCUGUAGCGCAAUGUGUUCCUUCCAGGGCUACGUCUCAAUCAGAAACAGCUUCCGAAGACUCAAGAAGAGUCCUUGGUUCAAGUGUGGUAACAUCAGUAUCUGUAAUAAUGGAUCAUGGUAAUGGAACCAAAACAUAUUUUUCCGAUGGACAAAGUAAAAACAUACACAAACCUACAGAUACCAUAAUCGGUAGUCCUGGUAAUUUACUAUCACCGGACCGUUAUGAGUUUUAUACAUUUGACGAAACGGGAGAUUUAGUUAAACGACUAAUGACAUUGGAUGAAAUACAUGGUUUAAUUGCUGGAGCAGAUCCAGAAUCAGUGAUGUCUGAUGCUUCCCCUACAUAUUAUCAUGACGCUUUAUCAAGUCAUUCAUCAGAAGCACUUAUGCACUUGCCUGCUUCAGAUCUUGAAUCAUUAGAUGCACCAGCAGUUCAUAAGGUUCUAGAAAGUGUACAAAAUGUAUUGAAAAAUGAAAUGGCUGCCAACUCAGGUAAACCUAUUCCUUCUUCUAUGUCAAGCACAUCUUUACAUCGCCCAGAUUCAGCGUCUGCGUGGUCAGCCUUAUUCCCAGGAUUAAUUGAAACUCCAGAUGACGUAGCUCAUCUUUCCGGAUAUUUGCUCCCAUCGAAAACAACCGAGUCAAUGGAUAUUCCAUUGACUAAAAAACCAUUGUCACCUACUAAAACACCAUUUGUAUCAAUGAAACCUCAAUCAACGACACUUAAAUUGCCACAGUCAUCUAUAAAGACGCAAGUAGCCACUACAACAGAAAAAGUGAGGUCAACACCAAAAUACACCACUGUCAAGCCUGAAGUAACAUCAAAAUUCACUCCAACACAAUCCACACAGCCAAUUAUACAGUCAACAACACAGCCAACAACACAGCCAAUAACACAGUGGACAACAUUUAAACCAUCUACAACUAAGAAACCUUUUAGGCCAAUACAGUCAUUUGAGAAACAAAAGCCAGCCUUACAAAAACCAAGUUUAAUUUUGAAUUCAACUGUUAAACCAUCUAUUAUGUCUGAUAGUCUUGAAAUAAAUAAAGAAAUGUCAGCGUCUAUAUCAGAUAUGCUGUCACAAGUGACUGACAGUCAAUCGUCCAACCACAAACCUUUACAGACUAAUAAUUUAGUAGAGAAAGAUAGUACUGCAGAUUAUGUACCAGAAGAGAGUUCGCCAGAAUUAAGCUAUUACAGUCCAAUAGCAAUGUCAUUAAGCACCGGUGGAGCUUUGAGACCAGUUACAGAAGCUUUGACAUCAGCUCGAAAACCUCCAAUUACAAUGGCGUAUAAAACUACAACUACAAAUAUGCCAUUUUCACAAAAGACUAACCCUACUAUUACAGCAACAAGAUUUACACCRCCCAAGUCUAAUGCGACUAAGCCUCGACCAUAUAUGAAUGCUACUACAGCUUCUUAUAUGACAAAGCCAUCAUCAAUCAAUAAAUUUAAUUCAACUACUGUUUCUACCACUAGAAAUAACUAUCAAUACCCACCAAGUAACAUGUCAACUAAAUACAUGCAAAAAAUUACACAAACCACUCAAGCUUACCCAAAUAAAUUAAUUGACAGUUUCGUAAAAGUUGUUAACAAAACGAUAAAUAAUGCAACUCUUAGCGUGAAACAACCAACAGAUACAUUUUGGAAUUCCACAGAGGAGACGAAUAAUAAACUAGUAAAAGASCCAGUUAAGGUUUUCCAGACUAAAGUCACUUCAAAUCGACCAAACGGUAUUAAUCGGACGAAUGUCACUCUGUCUAAUCGCAUACAAGAGUUGAAAACUACGGCUAUUCCAAAUUUCGGAUUUGGUUCGUCUACAACAACGGUUCGUAGUCAAACAGAACCCGAUAAAUAUGUGUCAGUUAAAGUAGAAGAAUGGCCAAUGACCGCUCAACAUCCAACUGCAUACCCUUCAACUACACCAUAUAUGAGUACCGAAAAAUCAUUCUUUUCCAGCAACAGUCAGCAACUGAACUCUGUUACGGACGCUAACGUCAUAAGAGAUUUAAUAUCGUCUUUUAUGACUAAAUCGUCAACAGCUUCCAGCGUCUCAACCACCAGUACUGCAUCUCCAGUUUCUGUUAGCGCUCAACAAAAACUCACGCCCUUCAUAUCGUCUACAACACCGUCGGCGGAAAAUAAUAUAACUGGAAUUCCGGUGUCCAUCAUCUCUUCGUCAGUUGGAGAUUUAAUGACAACAACAACAACAACAACAACAACAACUACAACAACAACAACAAAACCGACAAUAAUACCAACUACAAUAACAGCAUCAACCACCACAGAAACCGCGGCAAUUACGACAUUGGAAACCUCAACAGCAACAGGAAUGGAAGCAGUAAAAACUGCUAUGGAAGCUGCAGAUAAAGGUGUAAUUGUAAUGACGACGACAUCGGCUUCUGUGAGUGAAGCGAAUACGACGAAUCUAAGUACGAUGGCUGCUCAGAUAACAAGUGACGCUCCAAUUACACAGACAGCAGCCAAUGCUGUAGUAGGUUCAAUAUUGUCCAGUACGGUGGCUAGAACCACGGCAGCUAAUGCAACUGGAGUCACAUUUACAACACCAGAAUCGGAAACUCAAUACAUUCCAGUCACACAUUUUCUUCCGGAAUUACAACUGAAAGAUAGGCCAGAAACCGAAAACAACAACAGUUCGCCGGGCGUAGAUCUGAUGCUCAAAGACGGUAUAAACGCUGUAGCUAGCAUGUUGCAAAACACACAAAAGCCGGCAGUGGCAGCGGUUCUUGAAACGRAAUACCAGGAUAUUGGUGAUCGCCCCUACGAGAAAUUGACUUUAGCUGAGGGAAAACAAUCAUCCACUGAACAAGCCAACCAAAAACAAGCGACGGUGAAGUCUGACUUUGAAGAGACAACCACAUUUGCCGUGUCCACGCAAGACUUCUACGACUUCACUACGAACUCAGCUGAAUUGGUCUCUAAGUUCUUAGAGCCGAAUGACACGAUCGCAGCAGAAUCGGUUACCACCAACGAAACAGAAGAGGUGCUUCGAAAUUCAGAACUGGGCUUGGAAAUGUUAACUGUGUUUAAUGUUAGCUCCACUGGAGGUCCCGUCCAGGUGGCCAAACUGGACGAUUUGUCAUCCGAAACGCAAGUAUUUUUUGACACUACCACACCAUUUGAAAACCGUGGAUCUACUACCAAUCCAACGAUCGGUAACGAAGAAUYAGUAACCACAACUUUCACCCCUUAUCUUGCUCCGGUUACGAAGGAGGUAACAGUGUCAACCGAAACCAUGUCGUCAACGUCGACAACUACGACAAUACUUCCAUCACUAACACCAUCAGUGAAAGCAGCAAUAGUAUCAUCAGAAGCAACAGCAUCAUCUACAGUAAUAUCUACGACACCAGAAUCUGAAGUCCAAAACUCGGUGACUCCAUCUGAAAACCCUACGGUGGCCACGUCAGCGACAAACUACACCACUUGGGCUACGCCAAUCACAGCCAGCCUGCCACCUGUAGUAAAAUCGCCUGGACCAUCKUCCAACGUUUAUAGACCACAAAUGACCAACAGUGCGUCUCCAUCAACAGUCGAAUUACAUCCUGCACCACACGAGAGCAUGGGAAUGGAAGCGAGUGUAGCGUUCUUGGGUGAUGAUGUACGCCGAUUUGCGGACCUUUGUAACGAGCUGUCGUUUAAGAUGUGGACAGCCGUUACCGGAAAAGGUCAAAUAUCCUCCAGAAGCCUAGUCCUGUCUCCCUUUGAGCUGACUGCUAUGCUGGCUAUGGUAUUCCUAGGUGCCCGUGGUUCCACUUCUGGUCAGAUGAACGACGUGCUAAGGCUUGAUGACAUGGUUACGUUCAAUCCACAUCAAGUGCUAAGGAACAUAACGCACUCAAUAACAAACGUCAACAAUCCAGGUGUGGCCACCGCGUCUUUUGUUCGAGAGAUUUACAGCCACAAGGGAAAUGGAAAAAUACUAGAAUUCUAUAAAGAACGAGUACAACAGUAUUAUGAUGGACAUGUAGAAGAAGUAGAUUUCAAUACAAUCGGAGACGUUUUAAGAAGACGAACGAAUUUAUUAGUCAAAAGACAAACUCUGGGUCGUGUUGUAGAAUAUCUUCGUGGUUCUGGUUUAAGUUUGACACCACCAUUCGCGGCAUUCAGUGCUAAUGUAUUCCAGACAAGCUGCGAGGGUGCGUCCACUGAGGGCCGGGACGGUGAAAUGUACUUUGUGGUGAGGCCAUCGACCAGACAACGGCGCCUGGUCCCAGUGCCAGCAGCAGUGUGGCGCAGUGGGUUCCUGGCCGGAUACGAACCUGGGCUGGACGCAACUGCCGUAUGCUUAGGCCCGGACUCGUCGGUGUCCACUAUACUGGUGCUGCCAGGACAACAAGGCCAGGUGGCUCCAGGCGACGGGCUUGCCCGAUUGGAGCAGCGCCUGAUAGAGACAUCGUACCGGCGGGGGGGCUGGUCUCGGGUGCUCCGGAGCCUAUUGCCCCGACCCGGGCUCGAGCUGCAGGUGCCGCGGUUCUCACACCGAUCUGUGCUCAACGCUACGGUCGCCCUUCAGAAGAUGGGCCUCCGGGACGUGUUCAGCGAUCAAAAGGCCGACUUGCGUGGCGUCAACGGACUGUACGACCUGUACCUAUCCGACAUGCUCCAGGUGAACACGUUCAGCACGUGUGGUGAAGACACCAUCGGCGCCCGACAYCACGUAGAAACGUACCCAGCCUCGCCGCAGCGAAUGGGCCGUGCMGGACGUGACGGUGGCCACGAGAGCAGCCAGAAUUUCGAUAACGACGACGGCCACAAAAAUGGCGACGAGGGCGUACACAACAGUAGACACGAUGGUGAUCGCCAGAAGCGCAACGUCGACGACCUGCCACUGCACAGCCCGUAUUCGCAUUUGCCGCUUAAUCUACGGCCCAGACAGGCACGGCUACCGGACGUACCAAGACUCAGGUUCGAUAGACCGUUCCUUUACCUGGUCCGGCACAACCCCACAGGCAUGAUCAUCUACUUAGGCAGGUUCAACCCGAGGUUGUUGCCGUAAUCUAUUAUAUAGUAAUUAUAAUAAUAUUAACUAAAUCAUACACAAAACAUAAUAUAUUAUAACAUUAUCUAUAUGUAUACACUAUUACGCUAUUGUCAAACGAUGAUUUUAAAAUGAAUUUCUAAUAYUAAAAUAUUAAACUAACCGUAAGUCAUAACUCGUUUGGACAGUAAAACAAUAGUAGUGUUUCGUUUUUGACACCUAAAAUGAAUUAAUUUACUCAAGUAUUGUGUUUGGCAUUAGGUUUUUGGAACUUAUCCAGUCGAUUUCACUGACAUUUAAUAAUAAAAAUAUUUUUAAAUUAUCCAGUGAUAUUUUUCAAAUAAUUUUGUAAUCUUGGUAAAAUCGACAUCCUAAACGUUUUUUAAGUUUAAAAUAAUUCAGAAUUCUGAGCAAUAGUUAUACAAUAAUUUUAUA
Messenger RNA from Diuraphis noxia (Russian wheat aphid), 5972 nucleotides. RefSeq lists its product as uncharacterized. The record is from RefSeq and is a predicted model, not a curated record. Gene Ontology annotation, molecular function: serine-type endopeptidase inhibitor activity. NCBI's taxonomy places the organism in Eukaryota, Metazoa, Arthropoda, Insecta, Hemiptera, Aphididae.